Messenger RNA from Porites evermanni, 1467 nucleotides. Lineage: Eukaryota; Metazoa; Cnidaria; Anthozoa; Scleractinia; Poritidae. The record is from the annotation of a GenBank genome assembly.
GAAGCUGGAUGGAAAGCACAGUAUGAAAGAACCAGAGAUCACUGUAUUCACGGAUUAGGCUGCAAGACUGGACCUUCUUGUAAAAGUGAGUGAAAACUUUAUUACAGUGGUGUAUAUCUUAGAAGUCUCCUUAAGAGACCACGAGGAAGUGACUCGACAAAAUGAUUUAAUCCGUCUUUAACAGAAUAACUCCGACAGUUGGUUAAUGAAUGAACGAAUAAACUUUACGAACGUGUCAAUACAAUAUCUAGUAGAGUUAAAACCCUCAUCUAAUAGGGGACACCUAAAGCGCGAUACAAUGAUGACAUUCAGUUGGAAUAAAACGAAUUUUUUAAAUUUACAGUGAGCACGAUACAAUGAAAAGUUAUCAACUUGUUAGUGGCCAGCUUUAAAAAAAUACGUAACGUUGAUGGGUAAUGCAGUCCAUGAUUAAGAUAUGGUCAUGCUAUCUUUCUUUAUCGCAUCCCAUCCCAGCCCAUCCUAUCCCAUCCUAUCCUAUCCCAUCCCAUUCCAUUCCAUUCCAUUCCGUCCUAUCCUGACCUGUUCAUUAGAAAGAAAAGACAGCAUAAUAGCAUUCCAAUAUCAAUACCUUGUAUGGUUACUUGGUAUUGGCCAUUUUGAGGUUGCGCGUCAGGUUCAGGUUAUUGGUAUGUCGAGAGCACUUUGAUCCCUUUUGGGACGCUACGGCUUCAUUCAUUGGUUGUUACGAGGUUGCGCAAGAAACUGGGUUAAGAUUUCUCUCGCAAAACAGUCCCAUAGUGCAAUUGGACUGGCCACUCUAUGGUCAAGAGUGAUAUUUCACAUAUAUUUACAUGAAGUCAAAUGGCAACCAUGAGAAAAAUGGCUAACCAUUGGAUCGAUCACCGUUUCUGGAAAAACUCCCAACCUCCCCACCCCUAACCCAUGUUUCUUUCCUAAAGCCAUUCGUUAGGGAAAAACGAGAGUUAAGGUGGGCUGGGAGGGACCCAGAAGCUGUAAAUAAUUCAACGAGAUCCCGUUUUUGUUUGUUUGUCAGCCGGCUGUCGCAUUACUCAGAUCCAUUUAUUGUGUGGUGGAAUUAUUCCUCUGUUGUCUGCGUUGGAGAUGGCCAUGGCUAAAAAUGCUGAUAAAAUUGGUCUCAGGUAAAUAACUCUUCACCCCUUCGCUUCCAAAAGAACUGACUAUCAAAAGCAUGAAUCGCUCUAAAAGCCAAAGUACUGCUAAAAAGGUUAUAUCUGAAUGGUCGCACAAUGUAUUCACAGUAUGUUUUAGCGGUUGACAUUGUAUCCGUCUGGCGACUUCGGUUCCCGAGGCGUCAGUUUUGGUCGUGUCAUUGUGUUUGCUUCUUGUCGCCGAGCAGUAUUUCUUUUUCCUUUUUGUUGCAGCAAGGAAAGUCGAUCUCUGAGAGUAGUCCGCGUUGAGCUAGAUAACGGUCAGCGGCUGGUAGGUCUGCGUUACCCAGAGCAACUCAUAUCCGAAGCUACAUUG